AUGGACGUAGUCGACAAGGUUCGGCGAUGUCUGUCGAAAUGGGACAAUGGGGGUUUUGAGCAAUGCGUCAACCUCGUCGUGGGGCCUCAUUCCAGCCCCGCGGAUCCGGACUCUAAUGAUACACUAACCACCGUAUACCACGCGUUGCUCGUGUCUACCCUCACGAGCUGGCCCGCACAGCCUGCACUGACAGUCGACGCCUUCCUGAAGUUUGUGCGGUCGAUGUUCGAGCGCCUCCCGUCAUCGUCGUCGACUGCCUCCGGCUCACCGAACGCGGUGCCAUUCAGUGAACUGCUGGUGGACGUCGUGUGGUCUGUAGACGCGGAGUUGGAGGAUAUCAUCUCAGACGCGAAGACGGCGCUCGCUGAAGAGCAGAAGGGCGCAGACUCGAGCAAAUCGUUCGACAGGGAUGCUGUGGCGAAGGGCCUCCGUACGAAGCAAUCUGCGGAGGAGGACAAGGAGACCAUGGCUGGAAUCGUUCGGAGACUACUUUCGUUGGACAUUCUGGACCCAGGUGUAUGCAGAGAGCGUCUCGACCUCGGUCUCGUCGCGAAUGUUGGUCUUGUCCCCGACAAGCUUGCCUUCGAGAAGAAGGAGAUUCGUACAAGGACCGGACUUUUUUACAAGCAGAACAAGUUCAAUCUCCUUCGAGAGCAAUCGGAAGGCUAUAGCAAGCUCGUUACGGAGUUGACAAGCUGCCUGGGUCCACCGCAUUCUCCUAUAACGGGGCACCCAACAGAGUCUCGUACAGCCAUUGAAGCGCGGGCGCGCCCGGCCUGGGAGCGCAUUGUCGGGCUCAUAGGAUAUUUCGACCUGGACCCCAACCGCGCGCUGGACGUCAUCUUGGACGUCUUCUCUACUCACUUGGCCACACAUCACAUUUUCUUCACUGCGUUCUUGUCAUUUUCUCCUUGGUCGCUCCGACCCCAGCAUCUACGCAAGCGAGCCGAAGAUGAGAUGGCUGUCGAGUCAGACCCGCAGCGAUACCGUGGUAAAAGUCUGGAUGAGGUUCUGGCCCUCGCCGAGAGUCCGAGUGGGGAGAUCCACCCACCUCCAGCGGCCAACAAGGGUACCAACUCGCGCGUCCUGGCUCAAGUGUUGGGAUUCAAGUUCACGCACUAUCAGCUUCCAGAAGUGAAUGAAACUGUGCCGCGCGCCUUGUACCUGAUGACUGCUAUUCUCAUUCGGGAAGAAUUCCUCUCCUUGGAGGAUUUGCUGCUUCACAUAACGCCAAGUGAUGAAGAUAUGGAGGGUGUCCACAAACACUACCUUGCAAAAGUCGAAGAGCGGAUAUCGAAUGCCAAAGUCAGUCAGCUCGCGAUGGCUGCACCUCUCGAGUCUUCGGGUGCGCCUCCCAAGGCCAAGGGCACUCCGGCUCCGGAGCCAAAGGAAGCAAAGGAGCCUUCUAACCAGAAGCUCGGGCUUUUGAACGCGUUGCUUGCUGUCGGGGCUCUCAGACCGGCGAUCGCCUUGCUCUCCAAGUGGCCCUGGAUGGUCGAUGCGUUCCCGGAGAUCGCUGACCUCAUCAUCCGUGUGCUGCAGCACUCCAUCACUCCCUUGUAUGAGUCCAACGGCAACGCGAAACGGACUACGAGCUUCACCAAACCGCGCGCUCGGUACGGAUCGACAGGCAUCGUCUCGCUCGUCGAACGCAGGCCACACCUGACUCUGUGGGCUCCUACACCCCCCAGCACGAGUCAUAUCGACUUCGUCUUCUUUUUCCCGGAUUGGACACAACGCGUCCCAGUAUGCUCCACCCUCGACGAUUUGGUGGACGUGAUAGACCCCUUGAUGAAGUUCAUUGGCCUGCAUGUCUCUAGAGAUCCGGCGUACCUAACGAAGUUUCUUCGUCUUGGUCGAACACACAUGACAACGACGGUUACCAUCGAUCCGGAAACGAAGAAGCCUGUAGGGACACCUGAUCCUGAUCACCCGAUCCGGCAGUUCUGGUUCAAGAUUCUACGGCUCUAUCUACUACCAGCUUUGCCCCUCAUUCGUGGAAAUGCAGUGUGCACCGUCGAGGUCUGGAAUAUCAUGCGACAGUACGAGACCACUCUCCGCUGGCAGUUAUACGGCGAGUGGAAGACGAGCACCUACAAAUCACAUCCGGAGCUUCGCGUACGACACGUCCAAUCCGAUCGGGAGUCCAAAGGCAUCCUUCGCCGCCUAUCGCACAACACGAUCGACUCGUUGUCUGGUACGGUGGCAAAGCUGGCGCAUUCGAAUCCUUGCAUAUUCUUCACGAACGCGGUCAACCAGAUCAUGGCCUAUGACAACCUGGCAGGCGUGGUCAUUCAAGCCCUGAACUACGUCACGAUCAUGGGCUUCGAUGUCCUCGUGUUCGUCAUCCUGGACGCCAUGGCCAACCCUGACAAGGAGCGCGUAAAGGACGAUGGUGUUAACACUUCAGAUUGGCUGCAGAGUAUCGCAUCUUUCACAGGAAUGCUAUUCCGUCGGUACAGUGCGGAUCUGACUCCACUCCUGAAGUACAUCGUGCAUCAGCUGCACAAUGGCCAGACCACCGAGAUCGUUGUCCUCCGCGAGUUGAUCUGGAAGAUGGCUGGUAUCGAACCACUACCUAGCUUGUCAGACGCCCAGGUAGCAGCCAUGGCAGGUGGACCCACUUUGCGUAUCGAGGCAGUCGCUUCGGCGACUCGAGGUGCGCGGCUAGAUCCAGGUGAUGCGGUUCUGAAGGGUCCCCAACGGCUGGGCAAGGCAUUACUGGAGUCCAACCUCGCUCUGCCUCUACUCAUACAAGUAGCACAACAACGGCAGUCUUGUGUAUAUCAAGCGCCCAAUGCAUACCUGAAGUCGUUGGCCAGUCUCUACGAUACUACACAUGGCGUAUUGCUCCAAUACCUGGACCUGCUCACGACGCCGACGGUGGUAUCGUCUCAAGAUUAUGCUCAGAAGAUCGUCUUAUCCCUCUCCGAACUCCAUGAGAAGUAUGGUAUCUCUGCUCCUAUUUGCAUGCAGAUCAUACGCCCAAUGCUCAAUAUCUCCAUACGUACUUCUGCGUUGGAAAUGGAAGAGAAGGAGCGUCUGCUAAGCGAGGAGGCAGAAAGGCGACUCAGAGCUACUCUGAACGCAAAGCGAGAGCCCAAUUCAGCAUCCAGGGUCGCUUCUCCCAACAUUGGCGAAUCAUCUGCCGCUGGUGAUGCUUCGCAGGAUGCGAAGUCGCAUUCGGGGGACAUGAAUGUGGAAAGCUCUGACAAUGGCGGUGCGACGGCCGCGCGACCAGAGAACCCUUGGCUGCCGGAGUUGAACGCCCUGUUCGACGACGUCAGGAAGAUUGCGCCUCCGCUCGCAGCGCAGUACAUUGGACCUGGUUUCUAUCUGACGUUCUGGCAGUUGUCGACAUAUGAGUUGGCCCCUCCCGCUUCGCGAUACGAUGAGGAGUGUUCUACUCUGCGAACCCUUAGCCGUCAAGAGGACUCGAAGUAUAUCGCGGCUGACCGUUCCUCCGAUCGUACCAAACGACAAGUGGCACCCCUGCAUCGAGAGAAGCGAAGCCGCUAUAAUACGUUCAUCACUCUGCUUGGACAGGAGUUAAAGGAGCAAACGGCGGUCCGCGGCUUUACUAUCAAACGCCUUGCACGGGAAAAGCAGCAUUGGUUUGCGCAUUGUCUUGGCAUCAAUUCUACCUCCCUGGGACAAGCAUUGGUCGAUUAUUGCUUCCUACCGAGGUGUCUUCUAUCGCCGAUGGACGCCGACUACUGUGCACAAUUCAUCAAGUCAAUUCAUGCACUCGGCACCCCGGGCUUUCCUACUGUUACAUGCUGGGAUCGACUCAUCAGUGACCAGAUGAAAGGCGUUAUCUUUUCGUGCAGCGAAUACGAAAGCCGAAAUUAUGCUCGUUUCAUACAUGCAAUUUUGAGUGAUGCAUGGAAGUGGUGGCAAGAUGAGGCAUUGUAUCAUCAAGAAAAUUGCACGAAGACCGGCGGGAAGACCACCAUGCUCCCCGGCAUCACUAGGCGUCAGUAUACCAAGGCUGUUCUUGCCGAAGAAGAUCUGCUCCUAUGGCCAGACUGGAGAAAGCUCCUCAAAAAAUGGCACUACAAGAUGACAUUGUGUCUUUGUCACUGCAUCCAGACGGGGGAGUUUAUGAACGUAUACAACGCGAUCAUAGUUCUCAAGGAGGUCCUUCCUGUUUUCCCUAUCGGUGCUGUCCACAAUAUGUCAGGGUCAAACAUUCGCACAGAGAUGGAGCGAUUCUUGGCGAGGGAGACCCGUGGCGACCUCAAGAUCUUAGGCAGGGCGUACUUGGCUAGCCUCAUGAAGCGGGAAUCGGUGUGGAAAGGACCGCCGUCCCCUCCCAAGCCUACGGCUGCGGACGUGAACAAAACUCGUACCAGCACGCCGACUACUGCUGCGUCAACGGAGAGUCGUUCGCAGCAUGUUGUUUCUACUCCAAGCGUACCAUCCGCUCCUCGGGCGCAACUAGCAGCCACCAAUGGUUCCUCGAAUGCACAAUCAGACAGGUCCCUUUCCUCCAUGAAAGCGGCCAUGGACAGUGUACCUCGUCCGGAAGUUGUGAAGAGAAUCAGACCCGAGCCGAAGGCGGAUGCAGAUGGGGCCAACGCACCGGCCAAGACGCAGGUACAAGAGCGGUCCGAUGCCAUGGAGGUCGACGCACCCGACUCGCGACCCAACGGCCAAGUGACGACGGCUAGUAAGUCUGGCGAGGCAUCAAACCAGUCAACGGCCCCAUCUGCCUCGGUUCCCACUGCACCGUCGAACAAAGACAUGACCCGCGUCGCCCAAGAGGCUCGACCGUCGUCGCCCGCCCACGCUCCCAACGGUCGUCCGGGUUCAAUGUCUCAGCUGCCUCGCAUCCCCAUUACUGUGGAGCAGAGACGCGGCGACGCUGGCCAUGCUAUGCCCCCACCCUCUAUUCCAAGCCAAACGGUGUCUGCCCAAGAACUCAGAGAGACCGCCAGGGGCGGCCGCGGACCAGGUGAUCGCUCGGACGAACGUUCAGUCUCAUCUACCGAGCCGCGUGGUCCGGCGAGCGUACCUAUCCCGCCGUCUCCUGCACAUCGCCGCCGUUCGCCAUCUCCACCGAGCCGGCCAGGGACAAGGAACCCGAGUGUAGAGAGUCGGGCCAGUGGUGGCCGGCGGUCCGAUCGUGCUGAAGACAGACGGUCUGAAAGAGAAAGUCGCACGGAUGGCCGCGAUCAUACCCGGCGUGAAGGUCAGUCGCAUACAAGGGAGCGAAGUUCCCGCAGUACGCGCGACUCGGAACGCGAGAAGGACGGCGAAAGGGACCGGGAAAGAGGUCGGGAUCGUCACGGAGAGAGGGAUCGUGUGCGCGAACGGGAGAGGGAGAGGGAACGCGAGAGGGAACGCGAGAAAGACUCCCAUCGCGACCGCGACCGUGAACAUCGCGACCGGGAGCGAGACCGUGGUGACCGUGACAGGGACAGACACAGGGACAGGCAUCGCACGGACGAGAAGGACCGCGAUAGCAGGAAGGAGCGAGAUGCAGCUCGGAAUGCUCCAGCGGCGACUGCUGUACCGCCUGUGGACGAGCGUGGCUUGCCCGCCCGACCCGAACCACCGCGACAUCGUGAUGGCGACGAGUCUCUCGGGAAGAGAAGGCGGCCUACCGAUGACGAGUCUGAUCGCGCUUCAAAGCGGGCUUCGCGCAAGGAAAGGGACCACGAAGAACGAACUCGUCGCUCGUCUGAGAAGGAAGGCCGGGCUCGCGAGUCGGACCGUCGCCGGAAGGAGCGCGACCAAGGCGAGAGUGACAGCAAGAACCUCUCUGUCGAUACCAAGCUUGGCGACAAACGCAUUCCCGAGGGCCCCUCGUCGGCCUCCGCUAGGUCACUGCCACCGACCACGCCGUCUGCUCCCCGUGCGAUGGCUUCCGCAGAUGCCUCUAGGCUGGGCAGGGCAGAUCCCGGACCCACGCGGGACAGAGAUUGGAAGAGGGAUCAACCCAGUGGUCCUCAAGACGCUCCGCCGGGUCCUGGUGGUACGCUGCGCUCGCGAAUUAGUGACAAGGAGGCGCCCAGGUCUCUUCCGCAAGCCCCGUCGAGCUACCGCUCCGAGUCUGCCAAUGACCGCAAUGCCGAACCGUCAGGAAGGGACGAGGAGCGCGAUGGUAGUCGCAAGCGAACGCUUUCAGAACGGGAGAAGGACACUGGUGACGCUGCGGGGGCAAGUGCUGAGCAGACGCAACCUUCGAAACGACCUCGUAUUAAACGUGACCGCUACAGUACUCCAUCGCACGGUCUCGCAAAGAAGCUACUCCCUAUCGACGCAGAGAAGACCCGGGCACGCAACAGUUGA
Messenger RNA from Rhodofomes roseus, 6297 nucleotides. RefSeq names its product transcription factor/nuclear export subunit protein 2-domain-containing protein. The transcript has 22 exons. Gene Ontology annotation, biological process: mRNA export from nucleus; mRNA processing. Gene Ontology annotation, cellular component: THO complex part of transcription export complex. Gene Ontology annotation, molecular function: mRNA binding. The coding region runs from base 1 to 6297 and encodes 2098 amino acids. The record is from RefSeq and is a predicted model, not a curated record. NCBI's taxonomy places the organism in Eukaryota, Fungi, Basidiomycota, Agaricomycetes, Polyporales, Fomitopsidaceae.